AUGCCUUCCCGCGGCCGCGCGCCCGCCUCGGGGUGGACCAUUGUCGUGACGAGCGUCCUUCUUAGCAUGGUGCCCUUUAUCCUGUUCCUCGGCACGCCUGUCGUCUGGCGCCUGCUCGGCCGCGCCGCUGGCUUCUUGUUCCGCAAGAAGACCGAGGGGCGGCGGGCGGUGCUCGUGGCGGCCAUGGACGAGGAGAAUGAGAAGUAUAGGCACAAGCACGCGGGUAGCAAAAGUAGCAGCUCUGGCGACGAGUGGGAAAAGGUGGCGGGCGGCGGCGCCGCAGAUGCCGUGGCGGAGAAGCUCAAGGACAAGACGAGAGACUGGGACGGCAUCAUUGGCUUCUUCCACCCGUUUUGCAAUGCUGGCGGUGGCGGCGAGCGAGUCCUCUGGGCCGCCAUCCGCGCGACUCAGCUCCGUUGGCCCAAAGCCAAGUGCGUCGUGUACACCGGCGACCACGAAGUCACCAAGGCCGACAUUAUUGCCCGUGUCAAGAGGCGAUUCAACAUUGAGUUGCACGCGCCCACGGUGCAGUUCCUCUACCUCAGCAAGCGGCACUGGGUCCUCGCCGCGCGCUGGCCGCACUUUACCCUCGCCGGGCAGUCCCUCGGCUCGCUCCUCCUUGGCCUCGACGCCUUUUCCCUGCUCGUCCCCGACGUGCUUAUCGACACCAUGGGCUUUGCGUUUGUCCUCGGCCUGAGCAAGCUGCUGUUCCCGCGCGUGCCUACGGCUGCGUACGUGCACUACCCGACCAUCUCCACCGACAUGCUCGACGCGCUCGACCCGUCCUCGCCGCUCGGCGCGCGCGGCGUCAAUGGCGGCCAGGGCCACGGUCUGCGCGGCUUCGCCAAGAAGAUCUACUGGCAACUGUUUGCGCGCGUCUACUGCUGGUUCGGCGGCGCCUCGGUCGACGUCGUCAUGACCAACUCGACCUGGACCCAGGCGCACGUGCAGUCCCUUUGGGGCCCGUACCGCAGAGCCAAGGACGCCAAGAACCCGACGACGGCCGUGUUCCCACCCGUCGCGGUCGAGGAGCUCGAGGCCGCCGUCGACGUGUCGGCGAUGAGCGAGGCGACGGUGCGCCAAGACAUCAUCCUGUAUAUCGCCCAGUUUCGCCCGGAAAAGGACCACCGCCUGAUUGUGCAGUCGUACUAUGAGUUUCUCAAGCUCGGCGGCAAGUCCGCAGAGACGUCGAAGCUCGUGCUCGUGGGUAGCGUCCGCGACGACGCCGAUGCCAAGCGCGUGUACGAGCUGCGCCUCAUGUGCAACGAGCUCGGCAUCAAGGACCGCGUUGAGUUCCACGUCGACGCCUCGUGGCCCGAGAUCCUCGAGUGGCUGCGCAAAGCCUCUAUUGGCGUCAAUGGCAUGUGGAACGAGCACUUUGGCAUCGGCGUCGUCGAGUACCAGGCCGCCGGCCUUAUCUCCGUCGUCCACGAUAGCGGCGGGCCCAAGCUGGACAUUGUCGUCCCUAUGGACGGCUUGCCCAGUGGAUUUCAUGCUACCACGUCGAAAGAGUUCGCCGAGAGCUACCGCCGCGUCUUUGAGAUUUCGGACAAGGUACCGACCAGGCUGCGCGCGCGCAAGUCGGCCAAGCGCUUCACAGAGGCCGAGUUUGCGAGGAAGUGGAUAGACCAAAUGGAGCGCCUCAUUGCCAUGGCGCGGUAA
Molecule: messenger RNA, 1662 nt
Organism: Cordyceps militaris CM01
Lineage: Eukaryota; Fungi; Ascomycota; Sordariomycetes; Hypocreales; Cordycipitaceae
Product: alpha-1,2-mannosyltransferase alg11
Exons: 4
Coding region: 1-1662 (553 amino acids)
Biological process (GO): protein N-linked glycosylation
Cellular component (GO): endoplasmic reticulum membrane
Molecular function (GO): GDP-Man:Man(3)GlcNAc(2)-PP-Dol alpha-1,2-mannosyltransferase activity
Source: RefSeq, a predicted model, not a curated record